Molecule: messenger RNA, 903 nt
Organism: Trypanosoma theileri
Lineage: Eukaryota; Euglenozoa; Kinetoplastea; Trypanosomatida; Trypanosomatidae
Exons: 1
Coding region: 1-903 (300 amino acids)
Molecular function (GO): protein binding
Source: RefSeq, a predicted model, not a curated record
AUGCGUGCCUCCACUGCACGGCGACGAGGCCGCAUGACUGUUGCACCGUGGAUGGGUGUUGGUUGUUAUCCCGUCACGCCUGCAUUUGUUGGCGGCAUGCCGUCGGUGAAGCCUGCGUACGAUCACUUUAUGAUGAUGCGGCCGCAGCGCCCAUUGCGGGCCAUUGGCAUCACCGGAUCAUUACCGCCAGUUCUAUACAACAGAAUGGAUCAGGUAGUGCAGAUUGAAAAUGCUAUUGCUCUUCAGCGUGUGGAGCGGCAGGUGGAGAUGACACUCUCUCAGCUCUCCCUUGGGAUUCGAAACGCGGAUGACUUUUUAGAAAAACACCUUCUGCAUCUUGAGGUUCGUCCCUCUAUUCACACAUUAUGGUUUCAUGAUGGAGGUCUUAGGGAACAUCAACACAUUUUAUCAACAUUAGGCGCACAUCAUCUGGUUCCUCUUUUUAGUCUAGUUGCAUACGAUGUGGAGCGUGGCAAAAUGUCGCUCUGUGAGGCAGAAGAAUUGUAUGAGGAACUUAUGGACUGUUCUGUUGCGCAACCAAAAAUAGUACAGCGUGAGUUGGCGAAUCAGAUGGUGCGAAGUUAUUGCCUAAAUGAUGAAUAUGAUAAGGCGAUUGAUAUUAUAUCAGAAAUGAAAAGAAAAAAUAUUAGACGAACUUUUGUUACCUAUGCCCCACUUUUUCGUAUGAUUCGUUCCAAAGAAGAUGCUGAAAAACAAUUAGAACUUCUGAAAUUUAUGUAUAACACGGAAGGUGGACGAUUACAAAAAUUUUUAUUUAUUGAUGUGCCACGUAUUUUUUACAUGUUCGGUGUUUUUAUUCGCUAUAACUGGGUGGCAAUUAAUUGUGUCUUUACAACAUUGUUUACCACAGUGUUUCUUUAUUGGGCCAAUUUUGGAUUGUGA